Pecten maximus is the source of this 2736-nucleotide messenger RNA. Its product is annotated as QRFP-like peptide receptor. Gene Ontology annotation, cellular component: membrane. Gene Ontology annotation, molecular function: neuropeptide Y receptor activity. Bases 349 to 1683 code for a protein of 444 amino acids. NCBI's taxonomy places the organism in Eukaryota, Metazoa, Mollusca, Bivalvia, Pectinida, Pectinidae. The transcript has 4 exons. The record is from RefSeq and is a predicted model, not a curated record. Gene Ontology annotation, biological process: G protein-coupled receptor signaling pathway.
UCGAACGCACCCGAGCAGCACGAGAAGGCCCAAACCUCCCGCGCCUGUUCUAUUCGAUACACCGAUUCCGCUCAUAAACGUGGUGUUCUUCUAUCGGGUUCUCUCGAGACAGUCUGAAUUACUUCUGGAGCUGACAGGCAUUAAAUAAGUCAGAUGCAGUAGUGUGUCUUACUUAUAGGAAAGGGAUACGAAGCUUCAAACAUGUCGACAAAUGUCAAGUGUGUACAAUGGUGUGGCCUGGUAAUCUUUUGAAAGCUUAUGCAGGUGUCAAAGAUAUGAUUGUAUGAUAAUCUAUGAUUGUUUGAGAGUUUGAUACACCCCACGUACCUUUCCGCAGGAGAAGAGAGGAUGGGGGAUUACGUUGUAGACAUGGGAAAGAAAAUAUUUUCUUUGGAUAAUGAAGAUGUGUUUCUAAAUGGCAUUAUUACCCCUACAACUGUCGUCAACAUGACCAGCACACGGCACAACGAAACAGAACUGGAACCUGGAACCGGAAAUGAGACGCUCCCCAAUGGUGUGGCCAUGUCGGAUAGUACCCUUACAUGGCUAACAGUCCUCUAUACUCUUACAACUGUCUUUUCAAUAACUGGAAAUGUGUUUGUUGUUCUUGUUUUUGUUCGGGGUCGGAGAUCUCGAACGGACCUUCGGCCGUUUUUGAUUAACUUGGCUGCAGCAGACCUUAUGAUGGCCCUUUUCUGCAUGCCGUUCACCUUUGCCGAUGUGAUACUUGGACGCUGGUUGUUUCCUGAAGUACUUUGUCCUCUCGUGUUAUUUGUUCAGAUUUUUUCUGUUGCAGCCAGUGUUUUCACAAAUAUGGCGAUAGGAAUAGAUCGCUUUCUUGCCGUAACGUUUCCUUUACGGUCCCGAUUGACGCACGCUCGUGCGAAAUAUGUUAUAAUAGUGAUUUGGAUAAGUGCUUUCAUUUUAGGCUCUGUCAUGUUUUUUGUUGGACGUGCAACUGAAAUACCUGGUUACGGAAACGGAACUAAGAAAUGUUCAGAAAACUGGCCCGGUGAGGAUUCGAGGAGAACUUUUACAAUUUUUAUUUUCAUUGUCACCUAUUUGGUACCUCUGUUGAUACUAGCCAUUACUUAUUCUAUAGUGGGGAUAUUACUUUGGAAACGAACGGCACCCGGGAAUAAGGACCACAUACGUGACAUGCAUAGACUGCGAUCAAAAAUAAAGAUCGUUAAGAUGCUGGUAAUCGUGGUGGCUGUGUUCGGGAUAUGCUGGCUGCCAAUCCAUGUAUUUGUCAUCAUCAUGGACUUUUACCCGAGUGUCUUCCAAAAUGGCGACCAAAUGUUAACGAUGGCCGUAUUUCUCUGUGUCCACUGGCUAGCCAUGUCCAACAGUUUUGCUAACCCAGUCAUAUAUGGAUUUACAAAUGAAAGUUUUAGGGCUGACUUGGCAACACUGUUUUACAUGUGGAUGCCAUGCUGUGGAUGUCUGAAACAUGCCAUGCCCCGACUCAGCAGCUCCUGUACGAACGAAACAGUGAUCCUCCGACGUCAAAGCACUGUCAUCAACAGUAAAUGGAACACCAACACUAACCGAUUAUCUGCUACCUCAAAAACACGUUUGCAACAGUUUGCUCAAACAACUUAUGAUAACAAGCGUUUUCUUGAACCUGUACCUAGUAGCAGAGAAUGUUCAGCGUGUUCUGGUGGUUCUACGGAUGAAUGAACUCCAGAGAACGUCGUGUUUGUAACUGGUUUUAAUGCCAUCUUAUUUUAUGGAGUAGUUCAUUGUAGUUAUUGACCCUUACAACCUUACUUUGGCGAUGUUUAGAAGACAUGAACUAGCUCUUGGAUCUACUAAUUAAAUGAAAUAGAUGACCAAAGACAGAGUGAUCCGCAUAAGUUAAUUAUACGUGUGUAAAGUCUAUACAACCCCCAGGCCAAGGCCAAUGUCUUAAUUACGUCACAUUUGCUUAUAUUUACUUUAUUCCGCCCUGCUUCUGUCACCUCGGCCCGCCCCGUGGAAAGAGACUUCGUGUCAGACUUGUGUUAACUGGCGGGCAAUGUCUGCGAUACCUAUAUUCAUAGAACCUUGAGAGAGAUUUUGUGAACUGAUAUGUCUAACGUCAUUAACGAGAUGUUUUGGCUGGGAACAAAAUUAAUCAUAGUCGUUAUAUCAUUUUCAUUCUGUAGAUACAUUUAUGCUAACUUGUUGGUUGGUAGCCCAUCAUCAGUGAUUAAUUUCUGAUGAAACUGUAGCAGCCAUAACUAACGUGUCCCGGUCAUUGUUGUAAGAUGGCAUAUUGAUCCCUCGAGGUAUGGCUGUCUACCAAAGAGAGCUAUGUGGACGACGAGGAGUAAUCCAUCAACACUUCAUAUUUAUGGACAUGACAGCACUAUCUAUUUGGAUCCUGGAUCGCACACCAUGAUGGAAUAACGACCGAUUCAACAGCGAUGUAGGCCUAUAACGAUCAGUGUUUCCCGGGUGACUUGACCCUGUGUCAUUCCGCGUGUAAAAGUAGUCCCCGGUCGUUAGUAAAUCUCUUGUUAACCACACGGUACGAUGGAGAAUAGGCUACACGAAAUAAUUGCUUUUCCACGGGUGAGUUUUGAAAGUGUAGAUGACAAUCUUUUCAGAUGAAAUGGUUAGAUGUCCGUAAUUGAAGCAUAUCCAAGAGUAUUUGUGACCAUACAUAUGUAAACCAUAUUGUACAAUCACGUCAAAAAUCAACUUUUGUUUAAAAAAAACCUGCUCAUGUAAUAAAAUUGUUAUACCAAA